Molecule: messenger RNA, 4581 nt
Organism: Drechmeria coniospora
Lineage: Eukaryota; Fungi; Ascomycota; Sordariomycetes; Hypocreales; Ophiocordycipitaceae
Product: phosphoinositide 3-kinase regulatory subunit 4
Exons: 3
Coding region: 1-4581 (1526 amino acids)
Biological process (GO): late endosome to vacuole transport; protein targeting to vacuole; macroautophagy
Cellular component (GO): late endosome; phosphatidylinositol 3-kinase complex, class III, type II; phosphatidylinositol 3-kinase complex, class III, type I
Molecular function (GO): ATP binding; protein binding; protein serine/threonine kinase activity
Source: RefSeq, a predicted model, not a curated record
AUGGGCCAGGGGUUUUCGCUUGCAACACCUUCGGCAGGCUCCGCUGGGAUUGAUAUUGCACAGCUUCAGGAUGUGCAGUACGAGCGAAGCAUCGGGAAUGCACGGUUCAUGAAGAGCAUCCGCGGCCGUCAUGAGAACGGCCUUGUCCUGGUCAAAGUCCUGGUCAAACCGUACGCCGGAGUUGAUCUCGACUUGUACAAGCAGCUGCUCAUAAAGCAACGCAAGGCCUUGGCCGACGUACCCAAUGCACUCGUGUUCCAGCGCAUUAUCGAGACCGAGACGAAUGGAUACCUCGUGCGGCAGUUCCAACAUGAUUCCCUCUACGAUCGGCUGAGCACGAGACCUUUCCUCGAAGACAUCGAGAAGAAAUGGCUCGCAUUUCAGCUGCUUUGCGCUCUGCGAGACUGCCACAGUCGUGAUGUCUACCAUGGCGAUAUCAAGGCGCAGAACGUACUGGUAACCUCCUGGAACUGGCUGUACCUGACCGAUUUUUCAUCACCAUACAAGCCCAUUCUCCUACCCGACGACAACCCUGGCGAUUUUUCAUACUUUUUUGAUACGUCGGGCCGCCGAACGUGCUACAUUGCUCCUGAGCGCUUUUAUGUUGCCGGCGAUGGCCCCCCGCCGCAAUCCAAGAUGACGUGGGCCAUGGAUGUCUUCAGCGCCGGAUGCGUGAUUGCGCAAAUGUUUCUCGAAUCGGAAAUAUUCAGCCUUGCACAGCUUUACAAGUAUCGGCGUGGCGACUACGACCCGGUCAUGACGCACCUCAGCGUCAUCUCGGACAAGAACGUCCGUGACAUGAUCGCGCAUAUGAUUCAGCUGGAUCCGGAGAAACGCUACUCGGCGGACCAGUACCUGGAGUUUUGGAAAGGCAAAGUCUUCCCAAGCUACUUCUACAACUUCUUGCACCAAUACAUGGAGUUGAUUACCGACCCGUCUUCAGGCAACAGUCCCAUGUCCGGCUCGCACAAGAACAUGGGUGAAUCGGACGACCGGAUAGAUCGCGUUUAUUACGACUUCGAUAAAAUCUCCUACUUCCUGGGCUACCAGGACGAGAAGCGGCAUUCCGGAACGUUACCUUUGUCGUCACGUCUCGAAUUGGGCCACUUUCCCGUACGGUUGAGCAUCGUCAAUCACGAGCAUUGUGUUUCUGCCGCCCUGGAGCCUCCCGAGGACGACGGUACCCUAAUAUUCCUCACGCUCAUAGUUGCCUCCUUGAGGACGACGGCCCGGGCUUCGUCCAGAGUUCGAGCAUGUGAUGUCCUGCUGGCAUUUUCGGAGAGGCUCACGGACGAAGCAAAGCUAGACAGAGUCUUGCCAUAUCUAAUGACGUUGCUUCACAAGGAGGAAGCGGAUAUUGUCAUUGUUUCUGCCAUCCGCACCAUUACCCAGCUGCUCCAACUCGUUCGCAUGCCAACCGCAAUCAACUCCCAUGUGUUGAUCGAGUACGUCCUGCCUCGAAUGGAGAUUGCUUUGGGGUCCCGGUCACGACUUGCAAGCCCGUUAGUUAGGGCGACGUAUGCGUCUUGUCUGGGGAGUCUGGCAUCGUCAGGACAACGUUUUCUGGAAAUGGCCUCCAGUUUUAAAGCCGAUGGCUCCAUGUCGGUCGCGGAUCCUGAGGUGGAACCCGGACCUGAGGCCGAAGCGAACUUUGAAAGCGUAUUUGACAACGCUGGUCGGGAGCUUUUCGAGAUGCUAGAAAGCCACACAAAGCAGCUGGUGGAGGACCCAGAUGUUUUUGAGCACUCGAACGACAUUCUACUCACCCAUCUCAACACGUACCUAAAUGGCCGCGACUGGACCCUCAAGUGCGCCUUGUUUGACACAAUUAUCGUCAUCGCGAUGUUUGUCGGGACCACGAGCUUGGAAGAAUUCAUGCUCCCGCUCAUGGUUCAGGCACUGACAGAUACGGAAGAAUCCGUGGCCCAAGCUGCCUUGCACUCUUUGGCGCAACUGGCCGGUCUUGGACUCUUGUCACGAUCAACAAUCUACGAGUUGGCAGACCUUGUCGGCAGGUUCACCGUUCACCCCAACAUUUGGAUACGGGCGUCCGCAGCCGAGUUUUUCUCCAUGUCGGCAAGGUUCUUGGUGCUAGCAGACAUACGAUGCCUUCUCUUGCCGCUGGCCCAACCGUUUCUCAAAGUGGAGGUUCUUCCGGAGUUCUCUGCCGUCGGCGUGCUGGAUUCACUGAAGAGGCCACUGUCCCGGGCAGUCUUUGAGCAGGCAAUAACCUGGGCGACGCAAAGUGACAGAGGAGUCUUCUGGAAACCAUUUGAGAAAUUGCGUUCGCUCACCCUGGGCACUUUCGGAAGCGUGGCCGCUCGUCCGUCCAAGGAUCUCCAUGCGACGUCGAUGAGCAAGGUUUCUCGCAACGAAGAAGAUGACCAAUGGCUCGAGAAGCUCAGGAAUCUCGGCCUUAGGGCCGAGGACGAACUUAAGCUGCUGGCUCUGCGAGAGUAUAUUUGGCGGUUGAGUAAGAUUAAGGCGCGAAACUCCCCCAGGGGCGAAGUCAACGGGCAAGCAGGGCUCAUUUCCCUCAAGAGCUUGGGGGUCACGCCGCAAACCGUGUUCUUCAAUGAUGUGCCUCUCAAGGACCCAGACAGUGACCCGAGCCUCGACUCCCCUACUAGCCCGUACACAAUCGCGGACGCCCUUCUGGAUGCGUCGAUGACGAUUGACGAGUCGGCUGGAAAGCGGAGACGUGCCGCAAUGCACUCUCAAAAACCACGGGUCCAAAGCAUUGGCCCCCGACCGUCACGUGCGGCAAGAGAGCUCUUGGCCCCAGACGGAGGUGAGAGACCUGGCUCGCUGCUUUCGAGAAGAGGCUCGUCUCUCAGCCGGGGUAUAGAUGCUGCUGACAACGACAACUUGUCUGUCCGUGAGGGCUCUUAUUCAGCCAGAAGGGCCAUUCGGCAUCAAGUUAGUGCGCUUAGUCUGCUCGACCGCAGAGAUGGAAGCAAAUCGGUAGCGGAGACGGCCACGAGUGAUGCCAAUGCCUUUGGGCAGGUGGAGGGACCCUUUACGCAACCGUCCCUCUCGCCGCAAGGGCUCGGCGGAGAUGAGGAGGAACGAAGCGCGCCGAAGAAGUCGAGACAUACCUACGAAGGAACUGACCCCAAUAUUCAGAAAAUGCUGGAUCGGAUGUACCUCGACAGCUUCCCGCGCGAUGUACUAGACUUCGGCCCGAUGGUCCAGCCCAUGUUGAGCAACAGAAGCAGAAGCUUCCCGGACCAAAAUGGUGAUUCUCAAUGGCGGCCCCAGGGCAAGCUUGUGGCGACGGUCGGAGAGCACAAGGGCCCAAUCAACAGAGUUGCUGCUUCCCCGGACCACAUAUUUUUCAUUACUGGUGGCAGCGAUGGCACCGUCAGGGUCUGGGACACAGCCAGACUGGAGCGUAACGUUACGCACCGCUCGCGCCAAAUUCACAAGCAUGCAGAAGGCGCCCGUGUUAUGGCUCUAUGUUUUGUGGAAAAUUCGCAUUGCUUCGUCAGCUGCGCCAGCGACGGCAGCGUUCAUGUGGUCAAGGUGGGCACGGUUACCGCUGGCGGCAUCGUCAGGUACGGAAAUCUGCGCGUGGUGCGCGAGUAUCAGUUGCCGAACGACGAGUAUGCGGUUUGGUGUGAGCACUUCCGGCUAGACACGUCAUCGGUCCUUAUCGUCGCCACGAACCGGUGCCGAAUUCUGGGCAUCGAUAUUCGGACGAUGACUAUUCUGUACGAAUUGGAGAAUCCGGUCCAUCACGGAACGCCAACUUGUUUCUGCAUUGACCGAAGGCGGAACUGGAUCUGUGUAGGGACAUCCCACGGGGUGAUUGAUCUCUGGGACCUUCGUUUCAAGAUGCGGCUCAAGGGCUGGGGUAUACCCGGCAAGAGGGCCAUCUAUCGCUUGUGCGUCCAUCCCACGAGGGGGCGUGGCAAAUGGGUCUGCGUUUCCGGCGGGACAGGGCAGGGGGAGGUGACGGUCUGGGAUCUGGAAAAGACAACGUGCCGAGAGAUUUACCGAGCGAGCAGCAGAAAGGACGGCGGACCCAAAGUCUACAGCGCAUGGGACGUUGACGAGGACAAGCCCGAGGGUAUGCUUAGCCGGUUCGCGACCUGUGUCGAAAGUAGCGACGCGACCAACGCGGACCGAGGAGUUCGGGCCAUGUUUGUCGGCACCGGAGGUUUCGACGAAUCUUGCGACGUUCGCCACGCGUACAUUGUUACGGGAGGCUCAGACAAGAAGCUACGGUUUUGGGAUGUCUCCCGGAUCGAGAGCUCGAGCAUAUACAGCGGCCUUCAGUUGGAUGAAGCGCAACCGAGUUAUACGGCAUCCCAACCUGCGGCAGGCGUAACCCUGAACUCGGAAAAGGCCGCACGACAACCGUCAUCGAGGACGAAGGCCAAUGGCGGGGCCAGCGCUGGGGCUCACGGAAAGGGCGGAGGCGCUGGGCGGCCGCCAAGGUCGACGGUGAUUUCGAUGCAGCAACAGCAGUUGCUUCAGUCACACGUGGACAUAGUGCUGGACAUGAUCGUUUUGGAAUACCCGUACACCAUGAGCGUUUCGGUGGAUCGGUCAGGCAUAGUCUUUGUGUUUCAGUAA